Myripristis murdjan (pinecone soldierfish) is the source of this 1590-nucleotide messenger RNA. RefSeq names its product beta-carotene 15, 15-dioxygenase 2, like (gene bco2l). Gene Ontology annotation, molecular function: beta-carotene 15,15'-dioxygenase activity; carotenoid dioxygenase activity. The record is from RefSeq and is a predicted model, not a curated record. Bases 16 to 1590 code for a protein of 524 amino acids. The transcript is spliced from 11 exons. Gene Ontology annotation, cellular component: mitochondrion. Gene Ontology annotation, biological process: retinal metabolic process; carotene catabolic process. Lineage: Eukaryota; Metazoa; Chordata; Actinopteri; Holocentriformes; Holocentridae.
CCUCUGCUGCAUACUAUGGAGGAAACCCCAAAUGCGAUUCCCACCACCAUCAAGGGGACCAUUCCCUCCUGGAUCAAUGGGAGCUUCUUGAGGAACGGACCUGGGAAGUUUGAGUUUGGAGAGGACAGAUACACCCACUGGUUUGACGGCAUGGCCUUGAUGCACCGGUUCCACAUCUGUGAGGGCAAUGUCACCUACAGCAGCCGCUUUCUGCGAAGUGACUCAUUCGUUCAAAACUCAGAGAGAAAUCGCAUUGUGGUGUCAGAGUUCGGCACACUCGCCAUGCCUGAUCCGUGCAAGAACAUCUUCGCACGCUUCUUCUCCCGCUUUCAGAUUCCCAGUAUGUGUGCCACCACAGAUAAUGCCAGUGUGAACUUUGUCAAGUACAAGGGAGACUAUUAUGUCAGCACGGAGACCAACUAUAUGAGACGAAUAGAUCCACAAAGUCUGGAGACGAAGGAGAAGGUGGAUUGGAGUCAGUUCAUUGCUGUUAACUCAGCCACAGCCCACCCCCACUAUGACCGUGAAGGGGCCUCAUACAAUAUGGGCAACUCCUACGGCAAAGGCGGUUUCUUCUACAACAUCAUCCGUGUGCCCCCUCCUAAGGAGAAGGAGGCGAAGGAGGACACAGUGGAUCUGAGCGGUGCUGAGGUCAUCUGCUCCAUCCGUGCGUCUGAACCCAGGAAACCCUCCUAUUAUCACAGCUUUGUCAUGUCAGAGAACUACAUUGUGUUCAUUGAGCAGCCGAUCAAGCUGGACCUGAUGAGGUUCAUGCUGUACCGAAUUCUGGGCAAGAGCUUCCAUCAAGUCAUGAGCUGGGAGCCCCAGUAUGAAACCAUCUUCCACCUGGUCAACAGGCACACAGGCAAGGAGAGUGAGGUGAGGUACCGCGCAGCACCCAUGUUCACGCUGCAUCAAAUCAAUGCUUUUGAGAAUGAUGGAUUCUUGGUCAUGGACAUGUGCUGCGGGGAUGACGGGGCGGUGAUUGCCGACUUCACACUGGAGAACCUCCGCAAAGGCCCAGGGAAGGAGCUUGAUGAGUUUUACAACGCGUUGUGCAGAAACCUUCCAAGGAGAUAUGUCCUGCCUCUGUCUGUGGACCAGCACACUCCCUUGGACCAAAACCUUGUCACUUUACAUUACUGUGCAGCUACUGCUACAAUGACAGGACCUGGAGAGGUCUACUUGACCCACGAGGAGCUGCAUAAUGACGAGCUGCUGCAGUACGGUGGUCUUGAGUUCCCACAGAUCAAUUAUGCCCACUACAAUGGCAGAAAUUACCGCUACUUCUACUCUUGUGGUUUUGGACACGUCUUUGCCGAUUCACUGCUCAAGAUGGAUGUCCACACCAAGGAGCUUAAGGUGUGGCGUCACCCUGGCCUCUUCCCCUCUGAGCCUGUAUUUGUUGCUGCACCCAAUGCCACUGAGGAGGAUGAUGGAGUGGUCAUGUCGGUCAUCAUCACACCCAGAGAAGAGAAAAGCACUUUCCUGCUUGUUCUGGAUGCCAAGACCUUCACCGAGCUGGGCAGAGCCGAGGUGCCUGUCAACAUCCCAUAUGGGACCCAUGGCGUGUUUAACGAGAUGGGCUAA